AUGGGUGGACAUCCUCCAGCGCAACAGAAGAAAGCAACCCGGAACAGAGAUAAUACCGCAAAGAACCACGUCUGCCAGUAUUGCGAGCAGCUCCAUGAUCGUCAUCAGACCACUCACCAUCAAUGCUCCCGCAGCAGCUUCCCUUCGCCUGAGAUUAUUCCAUCUGACGUCUUCGCUACCGAGCCAAAAAACAUAGUCGAGCUUCAUUCCUCGAUGCCGGAUACUGGGAGGAGUGAAAACGACGUACCUAAUAGUGACAUUAUUUCACUUCCCUUCAGUCCCAGCAGCAAUGCUACUUUUCACCCUGUUUCUUUUUGGUCUGACAUGAGCCAACACUCCUCGUUAGAAGGUAUUAGUUCUCUUGACCCGAAUGGCAAUCUACCUAUAUCUAUAUUACACUCGGAAGUUACUUCUCUGACAGACUGGGGUUUGAACGAGAUUUCUAUAGAAAAGUCAGCGCAGGAUAUUUCAUCACUGCUAUUAGACAAUACUAUAGACUCAACAACGAAACCAGGGUUUCCUCAAGAAGAGCAGCAAAACUUUCUAGAGCGCAUGAAAGCCGGAAAGUCAUCACCCCCCUCGCCAUUUUCCGUAUCACCACCCGGUGACAGCGACUUUUGGUCCGUUCUAUCGGACGAAUCGAAUAAUUUUAGAAUUCCUUGCUCGCCGCUACUAGAUGUCUUCUCAUGGCCGGAAGCUCAGUUAGGAUAUGUAGGGACAGAGCCUACUCAAAUAUCAGAUCCACGAAUUGAUGGUCAAUUAUUGGAUACUAUCAAACAGGCAUUAUCAAAACACCAGUCCAACGGUAGAGUCGAAAUAUCGGAAGCCCAGAUGCUUGAAAAAUACCUCACGAUGUUUUUCGCGACUUUAAACCAACAUUUACCUUGUAUACAUGAAUCAAGUACAUCAUCGAUUAAUCCAGCGGUUACAAUUGCUCUUAUAGCUGGUGGUGCCAUGUACUGCUCCAAGUCUCAAGCUGGAAUUGCUCUUUUCGAGGUUUCUAGACGCAUGGCGGGAGAAUACAUGGAGAUCAGUCAGUCACAGACCAUUCCCCCAUGGGUCUUGCGCACGCUGCUUUACAACUGCCUCUUUGGAUUUCCAGGGGGCAGCUCAUCAAAUAUGGAUAGCACUCUCGGGAGCCUUAGGAGCUUAGUAAGGAUAGCCUCCAGCAUUCAGUCCUUUACAGCUGCUUCUAGUCAGAUGGAGAAAUCUGUGGUAGUCGCGGAGUGGAACAUGUUUGUGGAUAAUGAACUAUCCAAACGAUCAAUCUUUGGCGUUCUAAUUGUUGUUGGGAUGUGGUCAACAGUCUACGGAUCGAUUGAUGGGGCCGCAAUUAGACACUUCAGCCAGGUACACCUGCCUGCCCCGGAGGUGCUCUGGAAGGCGCCAACGGCCUGUGAAUGGCAGAAAUUAAGACUGAACGCCGGGAGCCAGCCACUGCCGCGGUUUCGCGAAACAGUUGACGCAGUAUUCUCGAACAAAGCGUACAGGUGUGGCGGCUUGGCAUCCUUGUCUAUAGUCAUGGGAAUCUUGAUUUCUGCUGACGAACUGCGAUCUUCGUCCCCUAUGCUACCUCAAGAUCUGAAGAGCCGUAUAACACAGGCUGUUGAAAAUUGGUCAGCAAUGCAUAAUGAAGGGUCUACCGAGAAUUCGGAUGUGAACUUCGUUGCGUACCCUACUGCAGCAUAUAUUCGGCUAUCAUUGCAAGUUGAUAUAAAAUUUGCCAUGGCAAUGUUCAUGACAAGAGAUUUUCAAUGCAUGCGCGCAACAUUGAGAUCUGGAAACUUGUUCGAAGCGACAAAGCAUGCGCUGGAUGGGCUGUCUCCUUGGGCUAUGAUUUCCAAGAUCCAAAUUCUAAUGGUGUCAAUACCUUUCACAAUCGUUAUUAGCGAGUGGGUACUUCUAAAGUCCGAAUCCUCAGUCAUUUCUACAUCACAUAUGGAGCUCCUGUCUAAGAUUGGCGAGGCUCUAGGGCUGCUUAUACAAGGCAGCGCAAUGACCCCCAUAGGCAUCUGGAAAUCCCUGCACCAUAUACUUGAAAAUGGCCCCACAAAGUGA
This is a messenger RNA of Talaromyces rugulosus, 2058 nucleotides long. RefSeq lists its product as uncharacterized. Lineage: Eukaryota; Fungi; Ascomycota; Eurotiomycetes; Eurotiales; Trichocomaceae. The record is from RefSeq and is a predicted model, not a curated record. Gene Ontology annotation, molecular function: RNA polymerase II cis-regulatory region sequence-specific DNA binding; DNA-binding transcription factor activity, RNA polymerase II-specific. Gene Ontology annotation, biological process: regulation of transcription by RNA polymerase II. Bases 1 to 2058 code for a protein of 685 amino acids. Gene Ontology annotation, cellular component: chromatin. The transcript is spliced from 8 exons.